Molecule: messenger RNA, 1920 nt
Organism: Macroventuria anomochaeta
Lineage: Eukaryota; Fungi; Ascomycota; Dothideomycetes; Pleosporales; Didymellaceae
Exons: 3
Coding region: 241-1521 (426 amino acids)
Source: RefSeq, a predicted model, not a curated record
CCUCGACCCUUCCAUAUCGCAGCCGGGCCCCAUCAGCUCCACUUCACCGUCACCAUCACCUAUCUCUAUCGAUACUCCGCACUGCGCCCCUUGUCGUCCGAACAUUGCGCACUGCGACCGCUAAGCGCUUGCGUAAAGAGCGUUGGAUUUGGCUUGUUUUGAUUUUGGAUAUCGGACAAACGCCCUCCACCACCACCGCGACGGCCCACCACACCACGCAUCACUUCACUUCACUUCACGAUGAAUCGCACACCGUCGCCCCCUCGCCGGGUGCACACGCCACCGGCGCCCCUUCAUGGUGACAGUUGGGAGCCAUUCUCUCCGCGCCGGUCCAGCAGGGUCGCAGCACAACGCGGUCUUCACCUCGAGCAAACGGACAGCGCGCGCACCCCGCGGACCAGGCGCGACGUAACGCCCACCGCCUCGUGGAGGAAAUCUGUCGCCCGCACCUCCAAUCUCACACGGUCACCACAGUCACCGCCAAUCUCUCCACCAAAACACCGCACACCACAUUCGACGCGUCGCGCUCUCUUCCCUGCUGCAGCAGCACUCGACUCGGAUUCAGACCAGCCUCCACCGACUUCAGGGCGCCGAUUCCUAGCAUCAAUGGCUCCAGGCAUGCUUCCGACUCCAGCGAAGACGCCUCGCAAGCGCGCGCUGCACUCCGAGCAGUCACUUCAGCCCACAGCACGCGUUCUAUUCCCAAGUCGCCCGGCCACUGUCGAGGAGGUGACCCCGCGGAAGGCGCGCAGGACCACUAAGAAUGUCUACUCCCUGAACAGCUUUGAGGAGGCUGGAGAGUCGUCUGAGAAGAUCGAAAUCUUCACCGACUCAAAAGAGCGCAUUCCCACCGCUGACGAGGACGAGGAGAACCCGUUCGUCACCAAGAAGGGCAAAGGGAAGGCCAAGGCCAAGGCGAAGAAGGCUACUCCACAGAAGUCGCGCAGGAAGGACGCAAAGACAGAGGACAUGGAAGAAGCCGUAGACCGCGAGGAGGGCAUGAUCUAUCUUUUUCGAGGAAGGAAAGUGUUCCGCAAGUUCCACAAUGACCAUCCGUCAGAUGCUCCAACCGAGGAGGAUGACGAGGCUUCUGGCGUCGAUCUUCAGUUGCUCCGCCAAGCUGGUCAUGAAGCGCGUCGACCAUUGACUCGCGCGUCCAUCAAGCCAAAGCUACUCUUCCAGGAGGAGAUCAAGCAGAGGAAGCUCGAGAAUGGCGAAGUAUCAGAAGACGAAGAAGAGGCAGUAACCGACAUCGAGACUCCCGUUGCAACCCCAAGCCGAGGCAAGGGCAAGAUGGUCAUGCACAUCGCAGAGUCGCUGCAAGAAGCAACACCGCCCCCUACCGUGCGCAAGCCCAAGCGAGAGAUCUCAUUCGACUCCUGGACACGCGUCAAGUCCGCCCACAGCUCAAGCAGCUUCUCGCGCGGAGCCAAGCGCAGCGGGUCACCGUUGGUCCGUGAGGCGGACAAGAAGGCUCGCAGUGAGCACUCCACGUCUUCCAUGUCUAUUGACGACAUCUAACGCGGCGCAGCCCGUUCUUGAUUCGUUUGCACUCGAGUGUUGGAUAGCUACAUUGCCCGACAGCCUCUGCUGCUUGAGUUGUUUUUACAGUCCUGCUCGCGUUAUCUUGUUUCUUCACUGGCGUUACAUGAACAUCAGACUUAGCGAUCAACACCAAAGGAUACCCAGUAUUUGUGCGCUUGUAUGUAGUGGUUUGUGCUACUCUGUCGCACGGUAGGUAUAUUCUGUCUGGGGUAAUAGAGGGGGGAAAUGGCAUCUGCGUAUUGCAUAGCGCGCGUGGCGAAGCAUCAGCACCGGCAGGACCAGCUCGGCUCACACUCGCACAUUGCAGACGCAGUACGAAGUGAGUGUUGGGGGCCACAACACACUUAGCUAGAAUCAAAACAACCAAACAAGCAU